AUGCUUCUCGCAUAUACGUUUGGAACUCCUGGUCGCCACGCAGAAUUGACAGUGUACAAUAGGCCUCUGACAACCCUACUCGUUGCGGAUCCGCAAGGCCUCAAUUUCCACCAACGGAAGCAGCUGCCGCUGGAUGUCCAUUUCACUCCAAAUUACGGCUGCGGCCAGCAGUGCCUUAAUCAGUCUGCUUCACCAAGUUCAGGAUCAUCCAGUUUCGCUUCUCGAAGUGUGGCCACACGCCUCAGCAUCAACAUCGCCGCCAUGCACCUCUUGAAAAUUGACAGUCGCGGCAGGAUAAGCCAACCCAUCGAAUUCGUCACCGAUAUUCCAUCCUACGCGGUCCUGUCUCAUACAUGGGGCGCUGAGGCCGACGAGGUUACUUUCGCCGACCAACAAAAUGGGACUGGCAUGAACAAGGCUGGUCAUGCGAAGAUUCAAUUUUGCGGAGCCCGAGCUCGGGAAGAUGGAAUACAGUACUUCUGGGUAGAUACCUGCUGCAUCUAG
Molecule: messenger RNA, 504 nt
Organism: Fonsecaea erecta
Lineage: Eukaryota; Fungi; Ascomycota; Eurotiomycetes; Chaetothyriales; Herpotrichiellaceae
Exons: 1
Coding region: 1-504 (167 amino acids)
Source: RefSeq, a predicted model, not a curated record